Aricia agestis (brown argus) is the source of this 1194-nucleotide messenger RNA. Its product is annotated as gustatory receptor for sugar taste 64a-like. Lineage: Eukaryota; Metazoa; Arthropoda; Insecta; Lepidoptera; Lycaenidae. Gene Ontology annotation, biological process: sensory perception of chemical stimulus; detection of chemical stimulus involved in sensory perception of taste. Gene Ontology annotation, molecular function: taste receptor activity. The coding region runs from base 1 to 1194 and encodes 397 amino acids. Gene Ontology annotation, cellular component: membrane. The record is from RefSeq and is a predicted model, not a curated record. The transcript is spliced from 8 exons.
AUGUCUAAGGUGUUCAGAUGGUCCCGUGUUCUGGGGGUGGUGGGUGGUGCGAGCAUCUGGUGGAAGCUGUGGGGAGCUUUCGUGGUGGGCUGGCUGGUGGCCAUCGAGGUUCAGGCAGUGUGGAAGGUCAUCAAAGCAUUGAGUGGGCUAGCAAGUGAUACUACUGGUAAUAGAAGCAUAACAGUACGGUUCGCUGGUACCAUAUUCUACAUGGGCAACCUGAUAGGCCUCAUACUCUGUUGGAGGCUCUCCUCGUCAUGGGUAACCCUGGCCAAGUAUUGGACGUCCUUAGAACUGGGUCUGAGUAUAAAACAAGUGCCGAAAGACAAUACCAUCAGGUAUAGAAUGAAUACUGUGAUCAUUGUCAUUGCAAUAGGCGCUGUAGUAGAACAUCUCCUGAAUGUGAUGGUCAACUUGGAAACGGAUUGCUCAUUCGUGGAAUGUCUACGACGGUUCAUGCUCAAAUCUCAUGGAUUCCUGUUCUUAGAGAAUCAGUACAAAGACUGGUACACCAUACCAUUGCUGUUCAUGAGUAACUUGGCCACGGUGGUAUGGAACUUGCAAGAUUUGCUGGUGAUUUUGAUCAGCAUGGGCCUGUCCUCGAGGUAUACCAGACUGAAUGCGUGUGUGAAAAAGGUUUUAGAAAUGACCAAUGAGAAGAAUUUGACAACAAACAUAAAAACCCUGAAGCUGCACACAUGGCGUCUCAUCAGAACAUCAUUCGUACAGCAGGCGACGCUGGUGAGGCGCGUCAACGGUGACCUUGGAGUGUUGCUGCUCGCCUCCACCGCAUCCAACUUCUACUUCAUUUGCCUGCAGCUGUUUUUGGGAUUUGCUCACGGUCUAUCAGAGCUUCUGCUGAACCGAAUAUACUAUAUGAUGUCCUUCUCCUGGCUUUGCUUCCGCGCAUCAUUGGCGAUAUUGACAGCGGCAGGCGUCAACAGACUGUCAAACGCAGUUCUGCCGGACCUCUACCAGUGUCCUCCAGAGUUUUAUAAUGUAGAGAUAGAGAGGCUUCAAAAGCAGUUGAGUGAGGAAUGUGUUGCCUUGAAUGGACUGGAACUAUUUUACAUCAGAAGAGGAAUCCUGUUACAGAUAGCAGGAACUGUGUUCACUUACGCCUUGGUCUUGAUUCAAUACGACACUGAGCAGAAUACUACCAACGUUCCGGAAAAUGUUACUACUCUGGCAUAA